Molecule: messenger RNA, 1034 nt
Organism: Camellia sinensis
Lineage: Eukaryota; Viridiplantae; Streptophyta; Magnoliopsida; Ericales; Theaceae
Source: RefSeq, a predicted model, not a curated record
AUUGCAGAUAAAAGUUAUUUAACCAAUGGUUAUCUAACUUAUCUAGACACUGUCAUAGACUAGAUACCAGGCAUGAACGGCAUACGAUUGAAGGAUCUCCCAAGUUUCGUUCGAGCCACCGAACCAAACAUCGAUUUCGUUUUGGACGUAGCUCACAAAGCUUCAGCGAUCAUUUUCAACACCUUCGAGCAUGAUGUUUUGGAAGGACUAUCUACAAUGCUCCCACCUAUCUACAUCCUUGGUCCUCUUCAAUCAGUCCUCAACCAAACCCCACAAAAUCACUUGAACACCAUUGGAUCAAGUCUCUGGAAAGAACAACAUGACUGUCUUUCAUGUCUUGAUUCAAAAGAACCCAACUCUGUCGUUUACGUAAACUUUGGCAGCAUAACUGUGAUGACACCCCAACAGUUGAUUGAAUUCGCUUGGGGACUUGCUAAUAGCAGGAAAACAUUCUUGUGGAUCAUUAGACCUGAUUUGGUUACUGGUGACUCGGCAAUUCUUUCACCAGAUUUUUUGAAUGAGACUAAAGAAAGGGGUCUAUUGGCUAGUUGGUGUCCUCAAGAACAAGUCCUGAGUCACCCAUCAGUUGGAGGAUUCUUGACACACUGUGGAUGGAAUUCAACUUUUGAAAGUCUUUGCAUAUGUUGUGUUGGCCUUUUUUUUUUCAGAGCAACUGACAAACUGUUGGCUCUGUUGCAAAGAGUGGGGUAUAGGGAUGGAGAUAAACAGUGAUGUGAAGAGAGAGGAGGUUGAGAGCUUAGUUAGAGAGUUGAUGGGUGGAGGAGAGAAAGGUCAUGGAGUGGAAGAAUUUGGGUGAAGAGGCAACAGCUUGUUCUGUUGGGUCAUCUUACUUGAAUUUUGAUAAAUUGGUCAGAUCUGUGCUCAUGUCCACUGGUUCAAAUGAAAGUAGUUGUGUGUGCCAAUUUUCCAUCUUACAAGCAAUUUCUGAAAUAAGUUUUUCACUGUUUGGAAUAAUGAUGUGCAAGUAUUUCAAUGCCAGGGGGUUUGGGGAAGGACUAGUAGUUUGAUUUGUC